Molecule: messenger RNA, 2919 nt
Organism: Gracilinanus agilis (Agile Gracile Mouse Opossum)
Lineage: Eukaryota; Metazoa; Chordata; Mammalia; Didelphimorphia; Didelphidae
Gene: ITPKB
Product: inositol-trisphosphate 3-kinase B
Exons: 7
Coding region: 64-2919 (951 amino acids)
Biological process (GO): inositol phosphate biosynthetic process
Cellular component (GO): nucleus; cytoplasm
Molecular function (GO): inositol tetrakisphosphate kinase activity; inositol-1,4,5-trisphosphate 3-kinase activity
Source: RefSeq, a predicted model, not a curated record
AGCAGUGGUGGAGUCAGAGCUGGAGCAGCAGCAGGGCUUGGAAGCGCGGCUGGACCCAGUACUAUGGCUGUGUAUUGCUAUGCGCUCAACAGCCUGGUGAUGAUGAAUAGUAGCAGUAAUGUGGAGAGCGGCAGCGGCGGCCUCAGCAGCGGCAGCGGCAAGGCGCCCCCGCCCCCCGGGAGACCCGGGCUGCCGGUGCCUGUGCUGAGCCCGGGCAGCAGCAGCGUUUUCAGCCCAGGGAGAAGCACCUCCUUUCUCUUUCCUCCCGCCGAUCGGCUAUCGCCGGACGAAUCCGGGAGCCCAGGGAGCUGGCGGGGCGGCGGUAGCAGCAGCACCAGAAGCAGCAGCAGCGGUAGCAGCAGCAGCAGCAGGCGGAGGCUGAACAGUAGUAGCAGCAGCGUGGGCAGCCCGAGUUGGGCACCCCGUCUGGGAGGGGAGGGGCAGCAGGUGGUGUCCCCGGGCAGCCUCUCCCCCCCAACUGGUCCGGAGGAGGCCAAGAAGAAGCUGAGGAUUUUAGAGUGGGAGCUGCAGAACGUGCAGGUGAACCAAAAGGUGGGCAUGUUCGAGGCGCACAUCCAGGCGCAAAGCUCCGCCAGAGAAGCGUCCCGGAGCCCCCGGCUUGGCAGGGCCCGCUCGCCCUCCCCUUGUCCGUCCCGCAGUAGCAGUCAGCCUCCUGGCAGGAUCCUCGCUGAGUACACUCGGAUAGAGGAGAGGAGGACAAAGUCCUGGGGAGAGCAAUGCCUGGAGACCCCAGCGGAGGUGGGGAGCAAGGAGGGCCAGCCCCAAGAAACUAGAAGCUCGGCUUUCCCACUGGAGACGGAGAGGAGGCCACUUACCCUCGGGGCUUCAAGACGGGACACUCCAAUGGAGACUGGAAACUGGAGCCUGACACGUGGGGUACAGGGUUCUCCUUUGGGAGUGGAGAUGGAGAAGGGCACCCAUACGGGGCGAGCAACAUUCACGACUAAGGAGGUCCGCAAGGGAGAUCAUCCUUUCCCCGGAGCGUUGGGCUGUGAGACCCUUGUAGACUCCAGGGGAGUAAAACUCUCUAGAGAUGCCAGCUCAGCCGGGGUUAAAGAAGUAGAAAGAAGGGGCUCCACAGGCAGGGAGCACCCCUCUGAGGCCCUCUCCCAGGAAACCUCUGCCUGGAUAGAGAGAGGUUUUGUCUCUUUUGGAGUGUGUGCCUCUGAGAACCAAGUGCAGAGAGAGGGGAGAACCAGGUGCAGCGGGACACCUGCUGCCCAAGAGAAAGGUGGGAUCAGUGCCUCGAAGGCGGCUCUUGAGAAGUUGGAGAAAAGAAACCUGCCUGGCCUACUGCAGGGAUCCUUGGCUCCCGAAGAGAGUGAGGGCAGGACCACCCCAGCUUUGGAUAUGCAAAGCUCAGUGCCCUCUGAGGCUCUGAGUUGCACCAGGGCAUCCACAGGGCACAGCCUGGCAGCUCCAGUGGAGCCCCAAAAGAAAGGGUCCCUGGUAGUUUUAGUGCAGAGGCCUGACUCUGACCAGGGGGAGAAAACAGGGACUAAAUCACUUGGAAUUCCAGGCAGGGCUGUGCAGCUAGGGAAGGUGGAGGUGGAGGUGGAGUCAGAGCCAGGAAUUCUUUCUGGCCACAUGCAAGACGCUUUGCCUUGCAGGGAUCCUGUAGAAAAGGGGGACAGGUAUCAGUGUUCUCCCAAGAACAGUUUUGGUGGACAGUUCAAAAGCUUGGUGAGUUGGCCCAGCCCGAUGGAGGAGGCUGGCACCACCUGGACAGACCCUGAUAAAGUGGCACCAUCAGAUGGGACUUCAGAGAGGAAGCAGCAACAGGAACAGCAAGAAAACCAUCAGGGUAAAGAACUGACCCCUGAAUCUGAGAGGAAACCUUCCCUGAGGGAGGCUUGCUGUCCCAGCAACAUCCCAGCAGUUAUUAUUACAGAUAUGGGGGCCCUGGAGGACGGGGAAGGGGGCUUAGAGGAAGCUCAGGGAAGCCCUCGAGGGAACAUGCCUUUGAGAAAGCUGUCUUCCUCCUCUGCCUCUUCCACUGGUUUCUCCUCAUCCUAUGAUGACUCGGAGGAGGACAUUUCCAGUGAUCCAGAGCGUUCUUUGGACCCAAAUUCCGCUUUCCUGCACACUCUGGAUCAGCAGAAACCUAGAGUGAGCAAAUCAUGGCGGAAAAUCAAGAACAUGGUGCACUGGUCUCCCUUUGUCAUGUCCUUCAAAAAGAAGUACCCUUGGAUCCAGCUGGCGGGACAUGCAGGGAGUUUCAAAGCAGCAGCCAAUGGCAGGAUCUUGAAGAAACACUGUGAAUCAGAGCAACGCUGUCUUGAUCGCCUUAUGACGGAUGUUCUGAAACCUUUUGUCCCUGCCUAUCAUGGGGAUGUAGUAAAGGAUGGAGAGCGGUACAACCAGAUGGAGGACUUGCUGGCUGACUUUGACUCUCCCUGUGUGAUGGACUGCAAGAUGGGAGUCAGGACCUAUCUGGAGGAGGAGCUCACCAAAGCUAGGAAGAAGCCCAGUCUUCGGAAGGACAUGUACCAGAAGAUGAUUGAAGUGGACCCUGAUGCCCCAACAGAAGAAGAGAACACUCAGAGAGCAGUAACCAAGCCCCGGUACAUGCAGUGGAGAGAAACCAUCAGUUCAACAGCUACUCUUGGAUUCAGGAUCGAGGGCAUUAAGAAGGAAGAUGGCUCCGUGAACCGAGAUUUCAAGAAGACCAAAACAAAGGAGCAAGUUACCGAAGCUUUCAGAGAAUUCACCAAGGGAAACCGUAACAUCCUGAUUUGUUACCGGGACCGCCUGAAGGAUAUCCGUGCCGCCCUGGAAAUCUCGCCAUUCUUCAAGUGCCAUGAGUUUGGCUUUGGGAUCCAGACUUGGGCCCCUGCUCGGAGUGGUGUUAAUAAAGAAGUCCAGUCUCAGCAGGCCUGGCAGCCAGGCCCGGCGUAG